GCCAACGCCUUUCCCUCUUUUGUCUGUUUGGGUGCGUAAAGAGAGCGUGCGUCAGGAUUUUGCGUUUGGUUCCUUCUCAGCAAGUUCACUUCUCAGGUUUCAGACUUCUGUCGUAGCAGCCGAGGCAUUUCCGCCUUUUGCGCUUACACUGUCUUCUAAAAUCUUCUGAAACAUAAAAGAAUUGGAUGAGAAUCUGAGUCUACGCUCUUGGAUGAUGGGUUUACGGAUAUUAUUGGCUGUUCUUGUCUUUGGUUUCGGCCUGGCGACAGUUUUCGCCGAUUCGUCCACACCUGAGAACGUGUGUGAGUUGAAAAACGGGACAAGCUGUGAGGAAUGUCUGAAAAAUGUGACGUGCUUGUGGUGCAUCACAACAAAGUCAUGUGUAACAUAUCCAGUGAGAACCAUCCUCCCACCCCACGCGCUCUGCCCUCUGAAUGAUGCACGAUGGGGACUCUGCUGGAUGAACUUCCAGAUCUUGAUAAUCACCUUGUCAGUGGUUGGUGGCAUUCUCAUCAUUGCCUUUUUGGUCUGUCUGUUCUGCUGCUGCAAGUGUGAGAACAUCGGCAUGUCUGAGGCCAAGAUGCAGCGACAGGCCAAUAAGCUGAGAACCAAGCAGGACGAAAGGAGGGCGGAGAUGAAGCAGAGACACCAGGAAAUCAGGCAGAAAUAUGGUCUAAGUGGGCAAAAUCCAUACUCCAGAUUUUCUUGAAAUGGAUUUGUCAACUGAGAUUAUUAACUACGGAGAGAGGACAUCCAUGAGCUGUCUUGAAGUGACAUGACUGGAGAAUUGUUGUAAUUCAUAUAAAAAUCAAAUGUAAGAAAAGUGGUUUAAAUAGAUCAGGGUCAUUUGGUCAAUGAAGCAUUCAAAGAAUCCUACAUUUACUGAAAUAACUCAAGAGGCUGUAACCAAAUGCUAGAAGAGAUGUCGGUAUUUUUCCAAACACUUGUCAUUUAUCCUGUGACUCAAGAUACUAAUCUGCUAAUCUACUAUUUAUUUGGGCAUUUAGUUUAAUGGUACUGAAUGGAAGGAGUCCAGUCUCGCUGCUGGAAUAUUCUUUCCUUUAGCUUCUGUUGUAAUUGUACAUUUUCACAUUGUUUUUGCUGCUGAGAUUUUUUUUUUUUUUUUACUUUAUUUUAUCUUGUUUUAAAUGAGUUUGUUCCCAUUCUGAAAUCUAAUUACUGUGUUACUGCUGCCGUUUCCUACUGUAGACAAGGAAUUUUAAACCAAUCACAUUUGCAGAAUAUAUCCGGAAUAUAUGAGGUCAAAAUGAACAUAAUGAAAGAACUUAUAAAUAAAAGAUUUCAGACUGAUCCCUAAUUCUGACAGUAACACUGAUUAUGUUUAUUUCCCAUUGAGCUUUCAUGUUAACUUACCUUUAUAAUAUACUGUAUGUUUUGUCCAGUUUGUCAAUAAAUCAAACAUUUGAUUAAAA
Molecule: messenger RNA, 1433 nt
Organism: Oreochromis niloticus (Nile tilapia)
Lineage: Eukaryota; Metazoa; Chordata; Actinopteri; Cichliformes; Cichlidae
Gene: pttg1ipa
Product: PTTG1 interacting protein a
Exons: 7
Coding region: 212-709 (165 amino acids)
Biological process (GO): protein import into nucleus
Cellular component (GO): cytoplasm; nucleus
Source: RefSeq, a predicted model, not a curated record